ACUCGGUGCCUGCGGCUCUGCCAGAUUACUCGAUGCCCGCGGUUCUGCCAGAUGGCUCAGUGCCCGCUGUCGUGCCAGAUGGCUCGGUGCCCGCUGUCGUGCCAGAUGGCUCGGUGCCCGUUGUUGUGCCAGAUGACUCGGUGCCCGCUGUCGUGCCAGAUGCCUCGGUGCCCGCUGUCGUGCCAGAUGACUCAGUGCCCGCUGUCAUGCCUGAUGCCUCGGUGCCCGCUGCCUCAUCUGAUGGCCGGUGCCCGCUGCGUCGUCUGAUGGCCGGUGCCUGCUGCCUCGCCUGAUGUGCCUCUGUCCGCUGCCCAGCCUGAUGUGCCUCUGUCUGCUGCCCAGCCUAAUGUGCCUCUGUCCGCUGCCCAGCCUGAUGUGCCUCUGUCUGCUGCCCAGCCUAAUGUGCCUCUGUCCGCUGCCCAGCCUGAUGUGCCUCUGUCUGCUGCCCAGCC
Messenger RNA from Staurois parvus, 452 nucleotides. NCBI's taxonomy places the organism in Eukaryota, Metazoa, Chordata, Amphibia, Anura, Ranidae. The record is from the annotation of a GenBank genome assembly.